This is a messenger RNA of Conger conger (European conger), 1282 nucleotides long. RefSeq names its product trace amine-associated receptor 1-like. Bases 221 to 1282 code for a protein of 353 amino acids. Gene Ontology annotation, cellular component: membrane. NCBI's taxonomy places the organism in Eukaryota, Metazoa, Chordata, Actinopteri, Anguilliformes, Congridae. The transcript has 3 exons. Gene Ontology annotation, biological process: G protein-coupled receptor signaling pathway. Gene Ontology annotation, molecular function: trace-amine receptor activity. The record is from RefSeq and is a predicted model, not a curated record.
UUUGUAAGAUACACUCCAGCCUUGAUAUCAUGAUGUGCAUUGCAUCACUUCUGCACCUAGGUCUAAUUUCUGCUGACAGAUAUCUGGCCAUCUGUAAGCCUCUUCAGUACAGGACCUCAGUAACUAUGCACAAGUUUUACUGCACACAGGAGUUCACAUAUAUUUAUCUUCAAUACUCUUGGAUGAGCAAGACUAUAUACAUAUCAGGCACCAACUGUGAAUGUCUCCAGAGAUGGAGAGUCUGGGAUUCAACUUGACAGGAGAUUCAGCAGAAACACAGUACUGUUUCCCACACCUGAAAGGAUCCUGCCCAAGAGGUCAAACACUGAUCCCUAUAAAAGUAGCCAUGUACAUGUUCAUGGUGUUCACCAUUCUGAUGACUGUGUGUGGAAACCUGCUGGUCAUCAUCUCCAUCUCUCAUUUCAGACAGCUCCAUUCUCCCACAAACCUCCUCAUCCUCUCUUUAGCAUGCACCGACUGGUUCUUGGGGGCUUUUGUUAUGCCAUAUAGCAUGAUCAGAUCUGUGGAAAACUGCUGGUAUUUUGGAGAAUCAUUUUGUAAGAUACACUCCAGCCUUGACAUCAUGAUGUCCAUUGCAUCCCUUCUGCACCUAGGUCUCAUUUCUGUUGACAGAUAUCUGGCCAUCUGUAAGCCUCUUCAGUACAGGACAUCAGUAACUAUGCAUAAGGUGGCAGCCCUUAUUGGAAUCACCUGGUUGUUUUCCUUUGCAUUUGGGUUUGGGGUGAUUCUCUCUAAAAUUAAUUUAGUCGGUAUGGAGGAGUUGUUCAUAAAUGCUUGCACAGGUACCUGUAUUAUAUUCUUUAAUCAAGAAGGGGGGUUGAUGGCUGCUUUUGUGGGCUUCUUCAUUCCAUGCACAGUGAUGAUAGCCCUCUAUAUGAAGAUUUUCUUUGUUGCAAGAGUGCAGGCCAGAAAAAUCAACUGUAGCAUGGCAAUGACAAGAGUACGACUUAAUAAAAAGAACUGCACAUCUGAACAAAGAGAGAAAAAGGCUGCAAAGACGCUUGGCAUUGUACUGGGAGUCUUUCUGUUGUGCUGGCUGCCAUUUGUCAUGGUGCUUAUUGUUGAUCCAUUCUUUCAUUUUUCUACUCCUGCUCUUGUAUUUGAUGCUCUUGUUUGGUUGGGGUACUUUAAUUCUACAUGCAAUCCUCUCAUUUAUGGAUUUUUCUAUCCAUGGUUCCAGAGGGUGUUUAAAAUGAUUAUAUCAGGGAAAGUUUUUCAGCAUGGCUCUUCAUUAUUAAAUAUUUAUGCGGAUAAUUCCUGA